UCAAAAAUAUUGUGCAUUGUUGGCAAAAUUAUCAACAUGAUUGUGAAACCACUCAAGAAUUAAUAAUUUUCUGUGGAGGUUAAUUUUUUCGCGUUUCUGCCUCUAUUUGAAAUGGGAUUUAAAAACUUUAAAGUAUCGGAGGAAGGCGUUCUUACUGAAUAUAUGUUUCUUGGCAAAAAGGAGCGGCGAAAGUUGUAGAUAAAUUUGAAUAUUGGUGACGAAUUAGAGCAACGUGUUCUAAAGUAACACAAAUAUAGUUGGUCACCCAAAAACCUACACAGUACUACUUAAGACAUCUGAAAAUAAUAACAUUUAGUUAUUUAAAAAUACGACAUAGAUAACACCAUGGCCAUGCGCCGACCCCGAAUAAAAGCCACAGCGCUUUUGACAACAAAACGAAAAUCACGGGAUGUCAAAUCGGAACAAACGUUAAAAUCCGCAAGCGAUGAUUGCGCUGCAGACAAAUCUGAUGGGUUAUCUAAUGCUCUCGUUGAAAAUGAGGGUAGCAAAUCCAAAGCUUCCACUCUUUCUAAUAAAGAGGACAACCAAUUUCAUGACGUAGCAUCUCCUGUUGCCGAAACGAAAGAGCUUCAAAGUAAUCAGCCCGUCACUGAAAGAUCUAUUGAAACUGUAAAGGGUAAAGGCGAGAGUUCGGAAAGAGAUUAUGGAAAUUAUUCAAAUUGUGAAAGUAGUGCGGUUUCACAAACGGAGGUUCAAUCUUCCGACAAAAUCAAAACAAAUGAGAUUUCCAAAAACGAAAAGGUAGUAGAAAACGCCGACACUUCAUUUAAAUGUCCUGCUCGUGUUGAAUAUGUGCGAGUUAAUAGCCAAGUUACUGCAAAUGUCGGUGCAGAGGAUGCUUUCUAUACGGAUAUGGAAGAGAGUAUAUUGCAAUUAGACAUGCAAAAAACUGUUCCUGAAAAAGUUCCUUCUCCACUAAAGCAACAAGCGCGGCAACGAAUACGACCUAUCCCUUUAUUUCAGAGGCGUAAUAGUUUUGUCAGCACAGCAAGUCCGGUACAAGGACCAUCUGAAGACAUUUCAACGCUAACCGAUAUACAAUCGCAAGACUCAACGUCAGUCCCAGAAGGAGAGAUGGCAGAAACUUCAACUGCACAAAAAAUAAAUCCACUUACACAUCGGAGAGAGCGUCACUACUCAGCUUCAAUGGUUCCUUCACCGCUUUCAACAAAUUCAGCUACAGGGCAGCAUCAUUACACACCGCACAAAUUCACACCUACAAUGGGGCAUGGCCGCAUACGCACGGAAUCGAAUUGUUCCGCAUUUUCAGAUUCAUUUAUAACGCCAUCGAAGCUUCGUAAAAAUGAAGAUCAUGCGAACCGUCCUAAUUCCCGACGUGAUUUCUCUUGCCGUAUUGUGAAUGGGAAUCUCGACAAAUCUUCGUUAAAAAUGUUUGAUUUAAUCUAUUAUAAUCCGGUUACCAAUCCCAUGGAGAAACGCACAGCGAUGCCCAAUAUUAAAAAAGAGUGUACAGUAGACGAAAGUGAUGCGAAGCAAACAUUAGAUACAAAAAUGGAAAUAAGUGAUAAAACAAAUACUGCAAUGCCGGUGCCACAAUUAAAGUUGAAUGCAAAUGGAGACCUGAUACUCGACGAAAAAACGUUGGAAAUUGAAACAACUGCAGAACAAGAGGCUCGCAAAGUUCUUGCUAACUCGUCUUUAAUAUUUCUCGAUGAAAACACUGGCAUGAACGGUUUCUAUAAGCGUCAAAAACGUACCAAGGAAUGGCCACCUGAAGAGACGAUAAAAUUUUAUCGGUGUUUGCAAACGGUGGGCACUGACUUCUCACUGAUGUGCCAAUUAUUCCCGAAACGUACGCGACGUGAUCUAAAACUUAAAUUUAAAAAAGAAGAACGCAGCAAUUUAGCAUUAAUAAACAAAGCUUUGUUAUAUCCGAAGCUUUUUAAUAUCGAUGAUUUAAAGACUCAACUAGAGACUGAAGAACGAGAGAGGGAAGAAGCGCUUCAGCGGUGGAAGGAAAUACAUUCAAAAGAGGCUAAAACAAUUAAAAAGGUCAAAAUCAACAGCAGUACAGCAGCCCGUGCACUUAAAAACGGUGAUGAUGUGUAUGAGAAUGAAAACGUUGUUAAACGUAAGCUGAGUCGGCGGUCCAACGCGUGCGAAAAGAAAAAGACUGAUAGCUCUAAAAAACCCAAAAUAUCACAAACCCAGCACGCAAAUGGUCCUCCCGAUGACCCCACAACUGAACAAUCAAAAAAACAAAAAUCGCGACAAAAACAGAGUACAUUGCAUAAUAACUCCGCAGAAACCGCAUCAACAGAGGUAGCGCCAAUGACAUUGCCAACUAUGCCACGCGAAAUCACGCCUGUGAAACUUGAAGUAGCGAAUGCUACAAACUAUGCAGUCAAAGCUGAGCACCACUCCAGUCAUGAUAGCAACUUUUUAAACUCUCACAUUCCUCAAAGUAAUGUUGAAGAAAGUUCAGAAAUAGCGAGCCGAUUAGACCAAAUCGAGGAGGAAUUCUUUGGCUUUAUAGCACCUACAAGUUCUGGUGUAGAGGAUUAUAAUAAAGAAAUAUUAACACCAAAUAAUGAAACGCAUACGAAUAUGGUAGCAGCAGAAGCUGAAAGUAAAACUUUUGUGGACCUGGAUGAUGGGACAGUAAAUACGUUGCAAGAGGACGAAGAUCCAACAUUAAUGGAUUCAAUGCCUGCUACACCUAUGUCGUUUACGCAUCGUGACGUAGAUGAGUGUGAUAUUCAACAAAUAUUAAUUGACUUGGCGCAUGGUUCUUUAGUACUUGUCUCUACGCUAGACCCCGAUAAUGCAGAUCAAGUCGUGAACGAAAUUUAUAUGAUGGACAAAACUACUGGCGAAUUAUGUGACAAACCCCUGGAUAUACCAGAGUCAAUAGUACAGGGCAUUUUGUCUGUGAUGAGUUAAUCACUAUUGAUUCAUAAUAGGAUUGACCAGUGUAUAAAAAAACGAAUUGUGUAUUAUUGCAUAUUGGUAAUGUACAAGUUUAUGUCUAAAUUUUAUUGUUCGUUUUUAUUGUUAAGCGGAGGAUCAAAACAACUGAUUUAAAAUUAUAUCUGUAUGGCUCUUUUAUUUUUAUUUAUGGUUGCCUUUAUGUAUAAACUUUGA
Messenger RNA from Anastrepha obliqua, 3126 nucleotides. RefSeq lists its product as uncharacterized. The transcript has 3 exons. Gene Ontology annotation, molecular function: TFIIIC-class transcription factor complex binding. The coding region runs from base 346 to 2925 and encodes 859 amino acids. NCBI's taxonomy places the organism in Eukaryota, Metazoa, Arthropoda, Insecta, Diptera, Tephritidae. Gene Ontology annotation, cellular component: transcription factor TFIIIB complex. The record is from RefSeq and is a predicted model, not a curated record. Gene Ontology annotation, biological process: RNA polymerase III preinitiation complex assembly.